AUGGCGAGCGGCGGCGGCGGCGGCGGCGGCGGGGCCCUGGGCCUGGGGCUGGGCGUGGGACUGGGUCUCAGCCUGGCCAUGGGCGAGGCGACGGCCGAGGCGGAGGAGAAGGCGGCGGCCGAGGCGGUGGGGCGGCUGACCACGGCGCUGUGGCUGCGGCUGCGGGGCUGGGAGGCGGUGCUGGCGGCGGCGCAGCGACUCCUGGUGUGGGAGAGGCCGCUGCACAGCCUCGUCUCGGCCGCCGCGAUCAACGGCCUCUUCUGGGUGCUGUCGUCCUCCUCCCUUCGGCCCUUCUUCCUCCUCAGCGUCUCUCUGCUGGGCUACUUGCUGCUGGACCUCUGGCAGCCCCACUUCUUGGCUGACUUUUCAGCUUCCACCCCAGAAGACCCGCACUCUGACAGCGAGGGCGCAGGGCCCGGCGCCCGGCCUCACCUGCUGAGCGUGCCUGAGCUGUGCCGAUACCUGGCCGAGAGUUGGCUCACCUUCCAAAUUCAUCUUCAGGAGCUGCUGCAGUACAAGAGACAGAACCCAGCCCAGUUCUGCGCUCGCGUCUGCUCUGGCUGUGCAGUGCUGGCCAUGCUGGGACACUAUGUUCCAGGGAUUAUGAUUUCCUACAUUGUCUUGCUGAGUAUCCUCCUGUGGCCCCUGGUGGUUUAUCACGAGCUGAUCCAGAGGAUGUACACGCGGCUGGAGCCCCUGCUCAUGCAGUUGGACUACAGCAUGAAAGCCGAGGCCGAGGCCCUCCACCACAAACAUGACAAGAGGAAGCGGCAGAUGAGGAGCAUGCCCCCUGGAGGCGAUGAACCCAUGGCAGAGACGGAAAGCGAAAGCGAGGCCGAGCUGGCGGGCUUCUCCCCGGUGGUAGAUAUGAAGAAAACAGCCCUUGCCUUGGCCAUUACAGACUCAGAACUGUCAGAUGAGGAGGCCUCUAUUUUGGAGAGCGGUGGCUUCUCUGUCUCCCGGGCCACGACUCCCCAACUGACAGAUGUCUCUGAGGAUCUGGACCAGCAAAGCUUGCCAAGUGAGCCAGAGGAGGCAUUGAGCAGGGAUCUCGGAGAGGGGGAAGAAACAGAAUUGGCCCCUUCUGAGGAGCCGCUGGACCAUGAACAUGCCCUUUCAAAACAGGCACUGGACUCUGAGGAGGAAGAGGAGGUGGCCGCCAAGGGGACCUUGCUUCAACUCACUUCCCCACUGCACUUUGUGAACACGCACUUCAAUGGGGCAGGGUCCCCCAGGGCUGGGAUCAGGGCUCCCCUUGGGGAACCAAUGGAGUCACUUAGCCCUGAGCUAGUGAGUGAUUCCCUCAACACUGUGCCCAGUACCCUGUCAACCCCACUUUGCCAUGCUGAAAGCAGCAAAGUUCCCUUUCCCCCUGUCCUCCUGCCUACUCCCCAGGACUGUCCCCUACCUGCCCUGGCCCCUGAGGAGGAGGAGGAGACACUGACCUCUGAGGACUUUGAGUUACUGGAUCAAAGGGAGUUGGAGCAGCUGGAAGUGGAGCUGGGAUUGGGGCCAGGCACAUCCCCAGAACCCCCUGAUGCUCCACCCCCCAUUCCUGAUGCUCCUCUUCCUGCACUGCCAGACCAAAAGGCUGGGGCUACGGCGGCACCCUGAGGCAGCUGAGGGAGGAGACGCAGAGUGGGGAGGCAGGCGUAGGUCUGGCUGGUUAGCUGAGGGUACCACUGUUCUUCCUCCCAGCCCCACUGCAUUAGGCCCUACUGUAUUAGGCAGGGAGUGGAUCAGUGAAGCCGGGGCCAUUCCACCAUCCUGCCUGCACCUGGGCCUGACGUUGGUUCUAAGUUUGUAAAUAACUUUAAAUUGGGGUUAGUGGAUAUGUGCAGGCCUAGGGAAGCCAGCCCUGCCUGCAGCCUAUCGCUUGCCUCCCUCCUCCCCACUCUACUCUCCCUCUCACCCCAAUGGGCUCCUAAACUUUUCCCUUCCAGCCUCAGGGACCUGUGCUGCUUUGCCCCAGUGUCCCCACCAAGUUGUUUAGUUAAGGCACUUUACCGAUUUCCUCUUCUCCUGCUCCCCUCUGUGCUCUGUUUCCCUGUUGUCUUCAUCUUACAGCUAGGCUGCUCUGCCCCAGCUCCCUCCCCGUACCGGGCACUAGCUGAACUUGGGGAGGUUGCUGUUUGGAGGUGGGGGGGUGGGGAGGGGGGAUGAGGGAAUUCACAGCACAUACACCAGCACUGGGGUUGGAUGAGCACAAAGCCUGGCUUUAAGCUGACUGGGGUUGGGGGGGGAGGGGGGUACUUGUAGAAGGGAGGGAGGGAGAGGAGGAGGGACCUGGGCACCUGGACAUCAGGUAUGCUAAAGGCCUGAAGUGGGGUGUCCUGGACUGGGUUUGGAUCUGGACUGUAACACCUGUGCAGGCAUCAACUAGAAUAAUAAAAUGUGUUGGUUGGCUGGA
Messenger RNA from Sarcophilus harrisii (Tasmanian devil), 2410 nucleotides. It is a transcript of the gene RETREG2, whose product is annotated as reticulophagy regulator family member 2. The transcript is spliced from 9 exons. NCBI's taxonomy places the organism in Eukaryota, Metazoa, Chordata, Mammalia, Dasyuromorphia, Dasyuridae. The record is from RefSeq and is a predicted model, not a curated record. Bases 1 to 1614 code for a protein of 537 amino acids.